UCUGGGCAGCCUGGUUGUUGGCGACCCUGCACUCAGCAAGGGGUUGAAACGAGAUGAUCUUAGAGGUCCUGUUCAACCCAGGCCAUUUUGUGAUUCUAUGACUGUGACCCCAUGUUGGCCUCAUCCCCAGGAGGCGGCGGGCAGCGCGGUGCCAAGGCAAACAGGCGGGCACGGUGUGCGGGGCACGGGGCCGUGCUUUAGGGGCAUGGCACGGCCGAGCGGCUCAGCGCCUGCCGUGAACCUUCAGCCCCAGCUGCCUGAGGGAGAGCGGCUGGAAAGCACCGAGCAAUAUCCCGAGGAUCUUAAUGAUUCUCCGUAACAGCUGUUACCUGCCAAAUAGAAAUUCUGACGCCACCCAAUCCAUGAGUGGGCAUCGGAACCUCAAGAGGCGAUGUGGGGAGUCGCACCUGGAAUCCCCUGCGGGCUGUGCUCACGGUCCUGCUGCUGCUUGUGUGUUAAGCAAACUAGUUCAGUUGCCCACACCUCCCUUGUCAAAGCACCAGCUGAAACGGUUAGAAGAACACAAAUAUCAGAGUGCUGGACGAUCGCUGCUUGAACCUCUGAUGCAAGGUUACUGGGAAUGGUUAGUUGGAAGAGUUCCGGCCUGGAUUGCCCCAAAUCUGAUCACCAUCAUCGGACUGUUAAUAAAUAUAUUUACAACCCUGCUGUUAGUAUAUUACUGCCCAACAGCUACAGAGCAGGCACCUCCCUGGGCAUACAUUGCUUGUGCUUGUGGCCUUUUCAUCUACCAGUCUCUGGAUGCUAUAGAUGGGAAGCAAGCAAGGAGGACAAAUAGCAGUACUCCGCUGGGAGAACUCUUUGAUCAUGGCUGUGAUUCACUUUCCACAGUCUUUGUGGUUUUGGGAACUUGUAUUGCUGUGCAGCUGGGGACGAACCCUGACUGGAUGUUCUUUUGUUGUUUUGCUGGAACAUUCAUGUUUUACUGCGCGCACUGGCAGACGUACGUCUCUGGAACGUUGCGCUUCGGCAUAUUUGAUGUUACAGAGUCGGUGCUCUGUACAGUAAUCAUGCAGCUCCUCACGGGAACCCUGGGGCCCAUGUUCUGGAACUACACGAUCCCAAUACUGAAUAUUCAGGUGAAAAUAUUCCCAGCUCUCUGUACUGUGGCAGGAACCAUAUUUUCCUGUACAAACUACUUUGGUGUAAUCUUCACAGGUGGAGUUGGCAAAAAUGGAUCCACUAUAGCAGGAACCAGCGUCCUUUCACCUUUUCUUCAUAUUGGGUCAGUAAUCGCCCUCGCUGCAAUGAUCUACAAGAAAUCUGCUGUGCAGCUCUUUGAGAAGCACCCCUGCUUGUACAUACUUACUUUCGGUUUUGUAUCUGCUAAGAUAACAAACAAACUCGUGGUUGCACACAUGACCAAAAGUGAAAUGCACCUGCACGAUACAGCUUUCAUAGGCCCGGCACUACUGUUUCUGGACCAGUAUUUUAACAGCUUUAUCGAUGAGUAUAUUGUACUCUGGAUUGCCCUGAUCUUUUCUCUCUUUGAUUUGCUUCGAUACUGUGUGAGUGUAUGCAACCAGAUUGCUGCCCACCUGCACAUCCACGUGUUCCGAAUCAAGUCCUCUUCCACUCAUUCUAAUCACCAUUAAUAAUCGGGGAGCCACCGUAGGGGAAAACGAGCAACGAGUUGGUUUUCUACAUGAACAGAUAUCAAGGCGUGUAGGAGACGAAGGCGAAAAGCAGAGAAGAACAAAAUAAUUUAUAAUCAUCGAUGUUGUAUAACUUCUAUUCUUUGGUAUCGGUAACACUCCUUAACUAGUCUCCUGCCUGAGAGAGUGAAUUCCAAGUACACCCUAGUCAGCUCUACAUGUAGUCAACUCUGUUGGUUCCGAGCCCAGGAAAGCAUGCAGAGAGCAAUGCUCUCGUUGUAAUUACUUUGACGACAAAAUAAUCUAUGUAUGGUGAAUGGAUCCCCAACAACCGAAGUUUCUAAUGUAGUAUAAUUACAGCUGCGAUACGACUUGCUUUUAAUUUUAAUAUUUCAUCAUCUCUUAGUGAAAUACAUGUUUAGUGUCCACUUGAAAUUCAUUUACUAAAGACCCGAGCUGGUCACAGCAGAUAUCGCACUGGCUUGUGUGGCUGAAGCAGCUGUAGAGGUUUGAGUCCAGACUGCUGUGGUUCAUUUGCUGAAGCAUUGCUGAUGGAAGUGGUUUCUUGGCUGGAGAAUACAGAGCAGGGUUCUGCGAGAGGAAGGGAUGACCGGCAUGCAAAAUAGUGUGGUAUCUUUGUCAAUUAAUUUUAUUUUUUUAAAUAAACGUUUAUCUAAAAGACAAC
Messenger RNA from Numida meleagris (helmeted guineafowl), 2298 nucleotides. RefSeq names its product choline/ethanolamine phosphotransferase 1 (gene CEPT1). The transcript has 9 exons. The record is from RefSeq and is a predicted model, not a curated record. Gene Ontology annotation, cellular component: endoplasmic reticulum membrane; Golgi apparatus. Gene Ontology annotation, biological process: phosphatidylethanolamine biosynthetic process. The coding region runs from base 306 to 1613 and encodes 435 amino acids. Gene Ontology annotation, molecular function: ethanolaminephosphotransferase activity; diacylglycerol cholinephosphotransferase activity. NCBI's taxonomy places the organism in Eukaryota, Metazoa, Chordata, Aves, Galliformes, Numididae.